UAAAUCAUUUUCCCAGCCGCCGGCACUAACAAAAUGCCCUUUUAAUUCUCUCUCCUCCUGUCUGCCCUCUUUCAACCACUAGAAAAAAAAAAGAAAAAAGAAAAAGAAAAAAUCGAAGAAGAUCUUCCUCGCAAUGCUCCUCCGGAUCGCCUCCAGGAAUUGGAGGGGUGUUGGUGUUAAUGGGCUGCUGCAGGGGGAGGCCAAGUUUUUCUCCACCAACUCGAACACAUUGGGAAGGUUAGCUGGAAAAGUCGCGGUGAUCACUGGCGCAGCCAGCGGGAUCGGCAAAGCAACCGCCGCAGAAUUCAUAGAAAACGGCGCGAAAGUGAUCCUCGCGGACGUGCAACACCGCCUCCUCGAGUCAGCGGCGGUCGAGCUCGGCCCCGACGCCACUCCCGUCCACUGCGACGUCAGGUAUGAGCCGCAGGUUGCGGCCGCCAUCGACCUCGCUAUUUCGCGUCACGGCCGGCUCGACAUCGUCUACAACAAUGCCGGGGUCGCCGGAUCCCUCACCCCCUCUAUUGUGAAUCUUGAGCUCGACGACUUCGACCAGACGAUGGCGGUCAAUGUCCGGUCGAUGGUGGCAGGGAUCAAGCACGCUGCGCGUGUGAUGAUCCCUCGGGGAACCGCUGGGUGCAUACUAUGCACCGCCAGCGUAACAGGCAUCCUCGGCGGCCUUGCGCCGCAUGACUACUCGGUCUCAAAGUCUGCUGUGAUCGGCCUGGUGCGAUCGGCAGCGGCGGAGCUGGGGAGGCACGGGAUCCGGGUGAACUGCAUAUCGCCGCACGCGAUUCCGACGGCGCUGGGCAUCGGCGCGAUGAGGAAGAUAUUUCCGGGGAUUGGAGACGAGCGGCUGGCGGAGAUGACGGACAGCACCGGAGAGCUGGCGGGGGCGAGAUGCGAGGCUGCCGACAUCGCGAAGGCUGCCGUCUACUUGGCCUCCGACGAGGCCAAGUAUGUGAGCGGGCACAAUCUGGUGGUGGAUGGAGGUUCCACUGUGUUUAAGAGGCUGGACCUGCACCCUUGAUAGAUCCAGUUCACUGUUCAAGUUGCUUUAUUAAAGAUCAAAAUCGCUUUUCAAUUGUUUGGAGCAUAUUAUAUUAUGAAAAAAAUAAUACUUUUAGCCAUCA
Molecule: messenger RNA, 1130 nt
Organism: Ananas comosus (pineapple)
Lineage: Eukaryota; Viridiplantae; Streptophyta; Magnoliopsida; Poales; Bromeliaceae
Product: momilactone A synthase-like
Exons: 4
Coding region: 134-1027 (297 amino acids)
Source: RefSeq, a predicted model, not a curated record